UGCUUCCUUUUCUUAGUUGUUUUAGCACCCAAAAAAUAAAAUAAUUUGUUCUUUCUCUCUCUUUUUAUUUUCGCAUCUCAAUUCUUUGACGCAUCUUGCAAUAAUAAUAAAAAAAGGAAGGGCUCUAUUAUACUUUAACACAACCGGGCGCCAACCAGCAACUCUCUCUCUCUCUCUCUCUUUCCCCCUUUUCCUUUUUCCAAUUUCCCUCCAACAGCGAAAAAUACAACAACAGCGAACCAACAAAAGAAGCAAUCCAAUGCAAAAUAGUUGGCGCGGUCAAAGUAAUGGUAGUGCUGCUCAACGAUCUCCACCUCCAUUCGAUGGCGAGACCGUGAACAGUGAACCGUUACAAUUCGGCUCAGAGCCGUCAUUAACCAAAGUAUCUCUCUUUGGCGGCGACUCUUCCUUCAACAUGAUAUCCGACGAACUUUCAUUCCAUCCUUCCUCUUCGCCUCUUCCUUUGGACAUUGUUCCUACUGAAACAGCUGGUCUUGACGACGACGACGACGACGAAGAACAAGAAAGAACACCAUUGCCAAAUGAUAACAACAACCGGCAUCAACAACAGCAGCAGCUGCUGCUACAGCAACAACAAGAACGUUUAGAGGCACAAGUAGCUGCAGCAGCUGCUGCAAUCACACCACUUGAACACCAACACCAACAACAACAAAACCUAGGACUCUUGAACGAUCAUUCAAGUCUGUUUGAUCAAGAAAGUCGUCUCGAACAUCAAUUUGAACUGUUAUCCAUGGCUGACGCGAACGGUUACUCGGAAAGCAAUAUAAAUGAUGCGGUUGCCGCCAGUAGUAAACAAUUACGCAACGAUCAUGCUUCUGGUUAUCAUGGGCCCGUCGUCAAUGGCACCAACAACAACGAGUCGCAGAAAGAAAGAUCGACUACGUUGACGUUAAAAGAACAAGAAAAGACAAUCGACACGUUGAAAAAGGAAAACUUUGGAUUGAAGCUCAAAAUAUAUUUCCUUGAGAAACGUUUAGACGAUAUUUCGCCUGAUCAAGUGGACAAUGCACUCAAAGAGAAUGUGGAUCUCAAAGUCAGUAAUAAAACGCUGACACAAGAGCUGAAGAAAUACACAAAGAUGAUAUGGGAGUUAGAAUCAGCCAUGGAUAUUUUACAACGGAAUCAAAAGGCGUGUGAUUUACCGCAUGGCAUGUCGAGCGACGAACAGAUGGAAUACGAGACGGCGUUAACGAACGCGGCUCAAUCUCAAGAAGAAAACAAACGGUUGCACAAGAUGGUGGCGGAAUUAAAUGCGGAAAAUGCAAAGCUUCGUGUCAGGUCAUCGGCAUCAUCACCACGUCAUGCGAGCCCGAUUCGGAUCAGUCGAAGUAACAGUAAUGGUAGCAGACAUGCAGACACUGGUUACAACAACAACAAUGAUGAUGACGACAGCAGUGAUUAUUGGAUCAGUCAUCAUCAGCGUCGACCCCAGCCAAACAACAACAACAACAACAACAACAAGGACCAGGUCGAGAUGUACAGAAAAGAAUGGUUGCAAGCCAAACAAACGAUUGAACGACAAAACCAAACGAUCCAACUUUUGCGUGAAGAAAACGAGAUGCAUCAAAGUGCAACGACGUCAAGUGCUAGUGGAAAAGGUCGAAACCAGACACGGUAUACUUCGAAUGACAGUCUUGUACGCUCCAUCUUAUCUGAUCGCGAUGCAUAUGUAUCCAAGGCAGAGCACUUGCAAGACAACCUGAGUAGAAUGCAAGAACGAAAUUCCGAAGUCAUGGCACAAUUGUUAAACAAGAACAAAGAGUUGGACAGGAUGCAUGAGCACACGGACGAGCUGGUACGGUCGUUGCACGAUGCGAAGCAAAUGCUACGCGGCAAGACAAACGAGUGUCAGAAGCUGCGGGAAGAACUAGAAGACGCGUUGCAAAACCGACACAACAGCAGGACCAAGAAUGUUACUGAGCUUUUGGAGACGCUCGACGGAUUACGUCAGGAGAAUUCGGACCGUGCAAAACUUGUUGAGAAACUCAGAGCCGAGUUGGAGGAUAGUGACUACGUUCAUCGCAACCAAGUCGCAAAACUGGAUGCAGAAAUAGAGCGUCGCGAGCAAGAGUUCAUGGCAUUAGAGGCUCAGGUUGUCAAGGUCAUGAACCGUGCGGAAAAGUUAGAAGCGCGUGAUAAGGAAAAAGACAAACUGAUCAAAGAGCUCGAGCGCCGUAUCCACGAACAAUCUACAGCUAACAACAACAACAACAACAACUAUAACGACAACGACGAUAACGACAACGACGAGAAUUACGACGUUGACGAAGACAUUGAGCGUCUAGAAGAAGAGCUGAGGUUAAAGGACGAGCAGAUUGCCAAAUACGAACAGCAAUUGGAAGAAGUGGAUGCACACAACGAAACGGAUCUGAAUGCGCUCGAGGAUCGGUUCAUGCAAGUAGAACAAACAAUGCAGCACAAAGACGAUCAGAUCAAGGAACUUGAAGAAGAACUCGAAUCCAUGUUGCAAAAGACGCAGGAGGCCAAGAACCGUUAUGAAGAGGAUCUACAGAUGCUGGAGCGACAGUUUCAAGAGCUUGAGCAAGCCAUGCGUGAGCGAGACGUUCGAAUUGCAUCGUUGGAGGGCCAUUUAGAGGCACAGACGGACGCGGUCCAACGUGAAAAGGGGCUACACAAGGAAGAGAUCAAGGAGCUUGAGGACAAGUUGCGUGCAAUGGCGAAUUUGUUGCGUGAAAAGGACAUGUUGAUGGCCAAUAUGGAGACGCAAAUGGAACAUCGGGCGGCCGGUGCAAGGGAUGCGGCACAAGCUUAUGAAUCUGACCUGCAAGAUAUCAAAGAGCAACUCGGCUCUCGCAUGAUUGAGGCAGAAGAAGAGUGGGAGGUCAAAGUGACUGACUUGACAGAUCGGUUAAAGGCGACUGAGGAUCAGUUGAAAAAGGACCGUCGUCUUGCCAAUGAAAAGCUUACCGAGGCAGUCAGCGCAAAACGAACACUACAGCAAAAACUAGAAAGUGCAAACAAAAAGAAUGGUCUGUUGAAUGAUCUUUUGGAUCAGUAUCAACGAUCGUCAGAGUCAAAGUAUGGAUCAAGGAGUUCGACAAUGUCGUCAUCUCAGGCACAGAUGGCGCUUACAAAACUCAAUCAGGAACUGCAACGUGAGAUUGAGGAACGCGAUCGGGCGUUGCAGCACGAAAGUGCGCGACUGCAGGAAUGUGAAUUAGAUUGUGGGCGACUGGCCGAAGAACUCGAGCAGGUCGAACAAGAAAAAGAUCAGCUGAACGAACUGUUGACACGACGCAAUAGCAUGAUCACGCGGUUAUUCGAAAGAUUGGAGAGUACCAACGAGCGCAAGGCUGUGAUGGAAAGUGUGUUGUUGCGACAGGCAACGGAUGAAGUCAUUGACAACACCAGCAGUGGCAGUAGCGGCCAUGGCAGUCUCCACAACCACCACAACAGACGCGCUGAUUCUGCAAUGAGUUCGCGGUAAAGAUGAUGAUGAUCUUUUCGCUUUAUAUAUAUACACAUAUACACGCACACAUAGUUACUCAAAUCAUCCUGCAUCAUCCACAUCUGUACAUAAUACUGGCAAACUUUGCUUAAUAUACCCACCCUUCACUGUGAGUUUUUAGUUGUGUGUUGAUGCGUGUUGAUAAAACAUGCGUGUUUCGAAGAGAAUGAGCCAAUGAGCGCUCUCAUGAAGUCCACCCCCAAAUAACAGGGAACGAUAAGAUGAAGCAAUUCAUUGGCUCAAGAUAAUGGACGAUAGCUCCGCGUCAAAGAGCAUAAGCUUUUUUUUUUUUUUUU
Molecule: messenger RNA, 3786 nt
Organism: Zychaea mexicana
Lineage: Eukaryota; Fungi; Mucoromycota; Mucoromycetes; Mucorales; Lichtheimiaceae
Exons: 8
Coding region: 260-3469 (1069 amino acids)
Cellular component (GO): microtubule organizing center
Source: RefSeq, a predicted model, not a curated record